Messenger RNA from Mangifera indica (mango), 734 nucleotides. Its product is annotated as pectinesterase inhibitor 6-like. The record is from RefSeq and is a predicted model, not a curated record. Gene Ontology annotation, molecular function: enzyme inhibitor activity. The coding region runs from base 46 to 630 and encodes 194 amino acids. NCBI's taxonomy places the organism in Eukaryota, Viridiplantae, Streptophyta, Magnoliopsida, Sapindales, Anacardiaceae. Gene Ontology annotation, biological process: negative regulation of catalytic activity. The transcript has a single exon.
ACAAGUAUUAGAGUGUUUCUGUUUCAUUCUUUCUGCAUUUUUGCAAUGGCACGCCACAGCAUGUUCAUAAUCAUCGCGGUCUUGCUCCUCGUCAGGCUCACAAAUUAUGGCGGAUCAGCAUGGGUAAACAAAAGUUAUGUGCGAAAUGCCUGCAGUGUCACAACAUAUCGUGACCUUUGUAUUCGCUCAUUAGCUUCAUUUUCCACCAUUGCUAAGACAAGUCCUAGCAAAUGGGCACGAGCUGGGGUUUCGGUGACAAUCAGCCAGGUUAAGAGUGCUAAUCAAUACUUGAACAAUCUGAAUAAACAGGGCCGUAUGAAUGGGAGAAACAGAGUGGCCCUUUUAGAUUGCAUCGAAGGGUUUGAAAAUGCACUCGAUGAGCUUCACAAGUCAUUGGCCAUACUAAGGAAGAUAAGUGCGAGAAAUUUUGAUAAACAAAUGGGUGACCUUAAUACAUUUAUGAGCGCUGCACUCACUGAUGAAAACACUUGUUUGGAUGGUUUUGCAGGCCGAAAUGGAUCCCGAGUUACUCUGAUUAAAACCCGAGUUUUGAAUUCCACUUAUUUCACUAGUAACGCCCUGGAUCUUGUUGCUAAACUUUCCACCUCUGGUAUAAAAAACGAUCCAUAGGAGAUACAUAUGGAAGUAACCUACUGUAUAUCUUAAUUUUAUGUAGAUCACAUGCACAGCUAAGCCUUGCAUGAAAUAAUAAAGCCAUAUGUUGGUUAACUUUA